This is a messenger RNA of Pantherophis guttatus, 2693 nucleotides long. Lineage: Eukaryota; Metazoa; Chordata; Lepidosauria; Squamata; Colubridae. The record is from RefSeq and is a predicted model, not a curated record.
GACUUUUGCUAUAGAGUUUGCUGGAUUAUAUUUGGACUUGAUUUACUCUGUAAUUAUUGAACAUUUUAUUUUGAUGUACCAGAAGCGGAGAGACGUUAUCUCUUUGUGAGUAAUAAACUCUUGGCAGGCAGCCACUAGGUUGUUGCCAAGUUCCGUUAUCAUAAGGAAAAGGAUUUUGUCGGCUGGUUUGGUUUUUAACUCUUGGACGUCUGUUGGUGUGUGUGCGUGUGGGACGGGGACAGAACACAAAGCCUCUAUGUUCAGAUCCUCUCCUAUGUCAUCAUGUUUUCUAGAACUGAGGUGGGUUCGGCUGCGCAUGAUGCAUCUGGCCUGUGGGCUGCCAGUUUGACACCCCUGGUCUAUAAGAUGAAGCGCUGGAAUUUUGUCUAUUUGAAUAUUAUGCUUUCUGUGGCUUCUUGUGUGCAAAGAUUUGAAAACCUUCUGAAAGUCUGCAGACUGGGCAAUUCAUGCUUUCAGUAAAUCUUGUCUGCGUGGGAAAAUGGCGCUGAGACUUAUAAAGUUAGACAAACAGGCAGUGGGGGGGGAUUCCCCCAUUAACAAAUUACAUCAACAAGUUCUAACUCUCCAGUCUCAGAAACCUGAUUUUAAUAUAAUAGAAUUUCUUCUUGAGGAGAUUGUAAGAAGGGAUGAGAUUGUGAAUCAGCAACUUGAAAAAUUUAAGCUGGAAAUUAAAGAAAUUGGUGAAUUGGUGAAAUCUAAGUUUGACUUUUUGGAUCAAAAGAUUUUAAAAACAGCUAAUGGUUUAGCAGACUUUGUGAUUCAGUUGGAUGCAAAUACCAAAUUAUUAGAGUCCAAAAUGAAAGAAACUGAGGAGAAUUUGGACGACAAGAUCCAAAAAAUUAAAAAGGAUUUGGCAAACAUUCAGGAUAAUAGUUCAGAAGACAAACCUAAAAUGGAGGUUGACCAAAAGAUUGGUAAUGAAGAAAAUGUACAACAGAGGAUUGAAAGAGAAGUUUUAAUGAUUCAAUAUAAUUUUACAGAAUAUGCAAUUAGACUGAGAGGUCUGCAGGAAAAUGACAGAGAUGAUUUAAGGAAGAUAUCUUCUGAAAUUCUGGCUGGGAUUUUAAAGGUUCAACCUGAUGAAGUGUUUUGCAGGAUUGACAGAAUUUAUAGAAUAAACUCCUGGUUGGCAAAACAAAAGCAAUUGCCUAGAGAUGUGGUGAUUUAUUUUACUGAUAAAGGAAUAAGAAAUGAUAUUGUGCAGAAUUCUUUUAGUUCUACUUUGCAAUUUCGUGGAAGAAAGAUUUGGAUUUUUAAGGAGCUCCCGCCCAAGAUGUUAAUGGAGAGGAAGAAAUUUGGUUUUCUAGUGUCUGAGUUAAAAAAAAGAAAUAUCCUAUUUAGGUGGGAUGUUCCAGCUGGUUUAAUAUUCAGACACCAAGGAGUAAGAUACCAACUGAACACUGUUGAAAAAGCGGAAGAAUUUUAUCAAAAAAACUUUAAAAAGAAUUUAACAUCUUUAGGCAUAAUACAGGACAAACAAAAGGAGUUGGAAACAAAGGGAAAAUAUCAAAUUAUAGAGGCUGUGGUAGAUAAAUUGUCUUCGGACUCCCUGGAUACCCCAGCUGGACUGUCUAUAAAUAUGAGAGCAGUGUCAUCUGAUUUCAAUGUGACGAAUUAUCAAGCUACAGACAAGUGCGUAAAUCAACCAGUUGAUAUACAAGUGAUGGAAAAGAAAUACGAGAUAAUAAAACAAAACCAACAAGAUCAACUAGCUGAUACACAAUUUGUAGGAAGGAAACCAGGAUGGAAAUUCAACCCGCAAAAGAAAAAGAAAAGAAACAGAUCUCAUAGAAAUAGUAGUUUCUAAACUAAGCAACAGCGAAGUAUUGUUUAAUACUAUCUUGAGGAUAGUGGCAGACCUCUGCAAUGCCGUGAUUUUGGGAUGUGAAAAGAGCCUUACAUUGUUGGAUUUGAAUUAUCUAUUUUGGAUUUCUUUUACCGAUAAAUAUAUUAUAACUAUUUCGAGUUACAAGGCAAGAGAGUCAUGCUGGGGCAUGCAGAAGAUCUGGCUGUUACCCACUAGGAUGAUGGGAAUUAAUAAUCCUGAUGAAAACCACAAUUACAACUAUAUGGAAUAUAAUUAUAAUGUCACUCGGGUGGUUGUUUUUACUUUUAUAUAUAUAUGAGGAUAUUCAUUACUGAUGGGGGCAGAUGAAGACUGAAGAUUUUGAACAAACUGUUGCACCAGGAUGCUAUGUCACCCAAUUAUGGAUGAUGGACUCAACAAUCCAGUGGAAAGACGUCAAAGAAGAUAUUAUAUGGAUUAUAAAUUUAAAGUUAUUGUCUUUUUUUUUCUUUUUAUAAAAUGGAAUGUAUAUAUAAAUAUAUGUAUAUUUUAGCAGAGUGGGCAGUGGUUCAUACUUAGAAUUGUAGUGCAUGGUAAUUUUGCGGGAAACUGGGUUGAAAUAGGUUAGUUUACUAAUUGAUUAGUUUAAGAAAAAGGAUUUUUAAGUCAUAUAUUUAGGGGAGUGGAGGAAUUGGAUAGAAUUGAAUAAAUGUUAAAUUUGGAUGUGGGGAGAAGGCUGCUUUGAAAUGUUAUAUUAAUAUAUAUAAAAGAUUAAAUGUUAUGUUGUUAUAAUAAUAUACUAUAAGUUUGGGGGAGGAGAAAAAGGGCAGAUUAUUGCGAAAAUGGGGGUUAUAAGAAUAUUAUGCUAAGGGUCAGUAUUUUGAGG